GACGUUCACCUCACCUCUACUCCACGGCUCUUACCCACCGCUGGAUUUGUUUUCUUUUACCAGCCAAUUUCCCGGGAAACAAACAAAUACACAAGAAGUUAGUUGAAUCAGUGAGCAUUUGGAGAAAAUGGCGUUUCGCUCUUCCCACAGUUUAGGCCGUCCACUAAUUGCUCCAACCAAUCUAACAAAAACUCCCUCUCGAAACUGCAAAUUUUCAAUUCAGAAUUGCAGUUUAGACCCUAGUCAUUCUCGAAAGCUAGUUUUAGAAGUGAAGGAUAAGCUUGAAAAAGAACAUCAUAGUCUUCCAGUAGGCCAAAAUGGCAGAGAUGAUGAAGACAUGAUCCUUUGGUUUCUAAAAGACAGGAAGUUUUCUGUUGAAGAAGCUGUUGCAAAAUUGACUAAAGCCAUUAAAUGGCGUCAAGAAUUUAAAGUCUCUGAAUUGACUGAAGAGUUGGUGAAAAGUGUAGCUGACACUGGAAAAUCCUAUGUGCAUGGAUUUCUUGAUGUCCAUGGGAGACCAGUGCUUGUAGUGGUGGCGUCCAAGCACUUUCCUGAUGUGCAUGAUCCUGUUGAAGAUGAGAGGCUAUGUGUCUUUCUAGUAGAGAAGGCAUUGGCGAAGCUCCCAGCAGGACAAACUAAAAUACUUGGAGUAUUUGAUCUUAGGGGCUUUAAGACUGAAAAUUCUGAUCUCAAGUUCUUGACUUUCGUGUUUGAUGUAUUUUACUACUAUUAUCCGAAGCGGUUGGGUGAAGUCCUCUUUGUGGAUGCUCCCUUCAUAUUUAAACCAAUUUGGCAGUUAACCAAGCCCCUGUUAAAGUCGUAUGCUUCUAUGGUGAGAUUCUGCUCGGUGGACACUGUCAGGAAGGAAUAUUUUACAGAAGAAACUGUACCACCAGAUUUUAGAGAUUAAGGGCAUUCUGAGAUUCGGCUGGGAAUUGAUGAUGUCUUAUGAUACUGGCGGCCAACUGGAUGACAAAAAGAAUACCACAUCACCAGUUCUACCCCAUGGAAAGUACGACAAGAGCAAACUUGCACAAAUCAAAGCUCAGUGUCCAUAGAACUCAAAAAUGUAAAAAUAUUUUUAUAUAGUUGUUCAUGAUUCUUUUAAACAAAAUGAAUGUCCACGGUUUAGUGAAAAUUGAACAAGUUAGAUUUUUUAGCAUUGUAGGUGGCAGUGUGGCUUGGUUCCAGAGGCGUCGUCUGUUUAUUAUUAUAGGGCAAGGCAUUAGUUCUCUACAUACCAAAAACUGGGUAAGAAAGAACUGUAUGGAGCUAUCAAAUCAUAGAAUAAAUUUCUGUUUAGACUCU
Messenger RNA from Ricinus communis (castor bean), 1308 nucleotides. Its product is annotated as CRAL-TRIO domain-containing protein C3H8.02. The transcript has 6 exons. The coding region runs from base 128 to 910 and encodes 260 amino acids. NCBI's taxonomy places the organism in Eukaryota, Viridiplantae, Streptophyta, Magnoliopsida, Malpighiales, Euphorbiaceae. The record is from RefSeq and is a predicted model, not a curated record.